Messenger RNA from Schistosoma haematobium, 44114 nucleotides. RefSeq names its product DmX-like protein 1, variant 2. Gene Ontology annotation, cellular component: RAVE complex. Bases 6476 to 14146 code for a protein of 2556 amino acids. The transcript is spliced from 40 exons. The record is from RefSeq and is a predicted model, not a curated record. Gene Ontology annotation, molecular function: protein binding. NCBI's taxonomy places the organism in Eukaryota, Metazoa, Platyhelminthes, Trematoda, Strigeidida, Schistosomatidae. Gene Ontology annotation, biological process: vacuolar acidification.
CUAGUCUAAUUUUUUACUGUAAGUUUAAGUAUGCUUUCUCAACUUUAAUGAAAAAGAAUUUCUUUAGACAUAAUGGUCUUACCGACUAAGGACUGAAACUUUGACUUUAAAAUUGACGAAUGUUCGUUGAUAUAUUUGGCUCCAUUUACAUCCGUGUGCAUAUUAUUUAUUUUCUAUUCUACCGAUUUGUAAUGUAACCAUUAUAUCCGCCUAAAUAUCAAGCUAAACAACAUCACAAUUACAAAUUAACCGAUAAUCACCUUGCAAUAUUUAUCAUAUAAGGUAAUUUAUACUAUGAAAGACUUACAAUGCUAUGAAUGAGACUAUAGUUCAUUAAGUCACUUGCAACGUCAUAUAGACAAACGUACUUAACUAUAAGAAUGUAGCUGUUUUAAUCAAAGUUAUCUCUCUUUAAUCCGUUACUAACAAUCUUUUAAGGAACCAAAUAUAUCGAUUCACCAAUUAUUAUUGGAAGUGAUUAUUUUUUGCUGAACUAACUUCUUACCAUUAUUUAGGGAAUCCUAAUGAUAUUUAUUCUUCUAUAUUUUCGAACUAAUAGUUGGAAUGUUUUGUCUCACUUAUCCAUAAAACAAUAACACGAGUCCCAGCCAACUGGAUUUAUUUCAUCUUCCCUCAUCUGAAUAUCUAGUGUAACUUUUUUGCUUCUCUACAAAAAACGAUCUUACUGAUAUUGUCGUACUGUGACUUGCUUAGUUGCCAUUGACCUUGUAUUACUAUUUAACUGAAAGAAGUGUAGUUUAAUCCAUUGUAUCAAUCAUGUGUACGUAAUUUCUUUUCAUACAGGUACUCCUCUGCAGGUUGAUUUCAGUCCAGAUGGUUCAUACUUCGCCACCAUUACUAAAUAUCAUGAUAAAAGAAGUCAACAUAACGAUCACCAGUCUGAUACUGAAAUGCAUAUAUGGUUCCGUGAUCCUUUCUCUGAUUUGAUUCCAUCAAAACACAGAUAUGAUGAACAGUUUCGAAUGACUGAAAAUUGGGAAUCUAUCUUCUUACCGCAUCCUUGUAAUGUUUGUUCGUUUAGCUGGCGCCAUACCAGCAGAUAUCUCCCUAGUGGUUGGAUAGCAAAUGUAUUAUUAACCGCGAGUGAAGAUAAUUUAUGUCGUGUAUGGAUUGAAGUUUCAACAAGUCAUCCCAAUUUAUCAAGCACGCACAAAAGUAUCAAUUCUUUACUGUCUAAAUCAAUUUCUAAGAAUGACCCAGAAAUUCCAAUAUCAUCUACUACAGUGAAAGUACGCCUACCUUUAGGUCAUCUGACCGAUAUACCAUUCAAAACGAAAAUUACAAGUGAUCCAGUCAAUCAGUUGCAUGAAUCAUCAACGCAAUAUCUCACUUUAGAACUACCUAAUUGUUUUUUAACACAUCCAAUUUUAAAACAUUUUCUAGAUUUAUGGUAAGUUAUUGUUAUUUCUCAAACACAUGGUUACUCUAAAUAAAUAGUCAGUUCUAUAUAGAUUUUGUAAGGUGGUUAAUCGACAGGAAACCCUAGACAUAGAUUUCGUGCUGCUUAACAUUCGUCAGUAUGAUGUACCUGUAAUGCUGAGGGAACUGAUGUGCUUUGAAGGUUUUGAUCCCGUAUCAUCCAGUUACAUAUCCAGAGACGUCACCACUGAGUCAUCCAAACCAUUGAGAAACAUGUGUCAUACAUGAUAUUAGUCAGUACCCAGUGAUCAAUCAACUGUAAACUUUAGAGUUUAUUUACUAAAACCCAGGAAUUUGAAAGAAAUUUAUAAGGUAUGAUGAAUGAAUGCUCUUAGGAUAUUUGAAAUUCACUAUGUACAAGCAACUUAAGACCUGGCACACAUGUCCACCGGUUCAACUUGUCACACCAUGUCACCACAGCGCUAUAAAAUUCUUUGGUGAAUCUGAAAAUAUAUUUCUAGGUUUUAUCUGUCUACAAUGAGCUGUUUCGUGAUUUUCUUUUAUCCCGUUGUUAUUUUAAAACAAUCAAUUUCUUGAUUAUUUUGUAUUUUUCAUCACGAGCUAACCUUAGACAGCUAUUGAAAACCAGGAAUAUCAGGGGACAUUGGUCUCAGCCUCAUUUCCGUGUGGGUUUGUGAAUAUGCUCUACUGGGAACACAAAAAGUUGUCUAGUAGUUCUUAGUUUUGAUUGGUUAUCUAACUAGGAUUAGUUUGUGAUGCCAACUAUAAAAUUUAACAAUCUCCACAAAUCGCUCACUAAUUUUUAGUUAACUUAAUUAUGGACGUGUAUAUUCGAGGUUUUAUUGUGUUGUCGGAAUAAGCUCCGAUUUGUUAGUUCAAAUUGUGUUUGUGCCGUCAAAUUUUAAUUAUGUUCCUUACACAGAAUAAAUGGAAUACGGAUAGUAGUGGAAUCCAAGAUACGCGUUUCAUCCUAUUUGCAACUUGUCAGCUGGAUGUAAUUGCAUCCCGGAGUUGAUGUUCAUUCCAGGACUUGAAUGCAGUAUCAUUUCAAAUUGAAUUGUAUUCCUCAUAGUUUAUAUAAUAAAGUCAUCAGAAUACGUAACAUAAAGUACUCAUCUCAAUUUUAGGGUAGAUUUUUAUCACGAAUUGUUCUCAAGGAACCAUAGAGAGCUAGAUAAAUGUUUCGUCCAAGUUUAGGAUUUCAUAUCAUCAUAGUGUACACGGACGACUUCGUUCAGCAUCUUGGUAAAAACUUUCAAACAGGCCUUAUAACCAGCACAAAACACUUAUCUAGUAGUCUAUGUUUUUCUGUAAUCAACCAGCCAAAAUUAAUCCAUGAUAAACUCAAUUGCACAAUUUAGUUAAGCUUCAAAACUAACCGACCAACUAACUAAACUUGAUCUGAAUUCGUAAUAAGUGACUAUAGAUUACACAAUAUGAUUUAUGUCUCAUUUUUCCCAAUGUUACUUAUAUGUACAUUUUUAUUACUAAAACAUGAUAUAAUCAAGGUUGACUGAUCCUUUGUCAAACAUUGAAGUGGAUUAUGGAUCACAAUUAUCAUCGUCUACAAUAAAAAUAGAUGAUAAAAAGUUUAACUAUACACAAAAUACAUUUCCACAAUUUGUGUUUACCACAUCUUUACCAUUGGAUUCUUUCCCGGAAUUAUGUAAUCUCUCUUCUCCAAAUGAGUAAGUUUUUAAUCAUUAUUUUUAUAUAUAUCAGCUGUAGUGAUUUAAAAUCAAUUGUGUUGUAGUUUUAGUGUUGAUUAGUGAACUAAUCAGAUUAACUUGAUAGAAGAACUAUAAUUCAUGGACGAAGCAAUCAGAUUUAAGGUAGAACCUCUUGGGUUUUUACACGAAAUUCAUCUAAAUGGCUUUAUUUAUUUAUUUGAACACAUAAAUAUUGAUACAAAGGGUCAACGAAUACAUAUGCGCCAUACAAGUCACUUGAUUUUUGUUUGAGCUGUGAUACUGUCCGGGUGCCCAAACCGAAGUAGGUGGCUUUCUUAGGGGGCCACUCCCAGAGCCUUCGAAUUAAAGGUCUGAUCCACAAGACAGUGGAGCAGUGCUAGGAGAUGUUUCCUUAGGAUCCUGGGUCCCAUGUACACUACUAGUUUGGAAUCAGGAAUUUCCAACUGCCCUAGGUGAAAUCUCCGUGUCCACCAACUCGGGUAAAGCGCCGGGCACUCGCUUUUCGUCCUCUCAAUUUCGUAAACAGCACCCGUGGUGCGAGAGGACAGUGGGUGUAUACGAGUGGUUAUGUGAGAGCAUUUCGAGAGGGAGAACUGAUUCUCCUCAUCCUCGGCCUUAUCAGGGCAUUUGGGGGCCAAAUAACGUCCUAGCAUUCUAGUUGAUGUCAUUUUGUGAUGAGAAUCCUAAUUUUAAUUUCAAGAAAGCUCAUUUCUAAUACUAGAUCUCACUAAAUCAGACUUGGGUUUCUCAAGGUCACUUCAACACUACCACCUAAAGGUUGCCCGUAAAUUACGGUCUCACCAACUCGAAUUUACUACUUUAAUUGAAAAAUAUUCAAAAGUUAACUGGAUUAAAUUCAACGAAAUAAAUAAAUUUCAUGUUCAUUAAGGAAAUCAAUCAAUCACAUAAUUAUGGUUUUAGAUUCAUGUAAGUAGUAAAUAUUAACCAGUCCGAUUCAUAGGUCUACAUCUUACAAUGGCUAACAUUAUUCGCUUGUGAAAAAAUAUCUGCCGAAUUGUUUUUCUUUGGAUACAAAUGGUUAAAAAAGCAGGAGUUUGAAGCUAAUUAGAGUGUAAAACUUGUGACAACAUUUCUUUUGCCUUAGCUUUAUUGUCUUCAUUUUAAAUAUAUAAGAAAUGAUAGUUACAUAUGAACCUCUGGUUUCCAACAUACAAUGAUCCCAUAUUCUCCGUAGUAGGAUGAAAAGAAAAUUGUCAUAUAUAUAAGAAGAGAAUAACAAAAUAGUCAGUGAUUGAAAUGGCUUCACAGGUCGGUAGGCAUGCUUUACUUUAGAAGUCAGCUUUGGAGUCUUUUAUUUCAUUCCCUUUUUUUUCUUGUUUAUCCACAACUUAUACUAUUUUAAUACGCUAUAAUUUUAUGAUAGUUCACAAGUUGGUCGACUUGUUGUUCAUUGGUUCAAUAAUAAAGAAUAUCGUUUGAGUACACAAUUGGAAUCGUUUUUGAAGGAUACAAUAUCACGAAUUUUGGCUAUCCCAACUCAUAUUGGUAUGUGUCUAGUCAUAUUCACUUUUGUUUUCUAUCAUUAAUGUUAUAAAGUGUAACUCAAUAUUCAAGUUAACAAGUUCCAUGUAACUAAUUUAUUUGAGCUAUAUUUACUGUUUUGGGUUGAUGUUAUUGAUAGUGUAUUUUAUAGAAUGACCUUUAAUGACCUUGAGGUGGUAGUCAAUUACAGUAGAGGUGCCGUAAAUGAAUAAUUUAUCACAUAAAGACCCGAUUAAACUUAGAGUUGAGAGUGAAAUUAUGAGUCUAGAGCCAGACGUUUUGAUAGAGACUACUUGGUGGGGGUCCGCGUGACUAUCGUAACCAAUAGUUGGUGACUCUGGGUGACAUGGCUUGGAAUCGAUCACAAUGGCGUUGGUGUAUACACUCUUUGUCUUCCCUUAAACCGUGAGAUUAAAUUUGCUUUAUAUCUUUUCUUUUUCUACGAAAUAACUUGUUCUUCCUGUAUUUUAUCCUUAUAAACAAUCUUUCUUUUAGAUAUUACUAUCAUUGAAGUAACUACUAUGAAUUUGGUGUUGAUGUUGUUGUGCUAAUGAGGUGUGUUAACUUGGACCGAUGUAUCUGUGUGCCUGAUCCUACGUUGUAGCUGGCUUGUUAUUAAGUUGGUAGAUUUUACAUGUCUACUAAAUCACCAACUCAUAAAUAAAAAAGCGUUUGUAUGAAUCCAGUACAAAUAUCAAAGUUUGUCUUCAUAAUGACUUCAAAUCAGCUUAGAAAUAUACGAAAAACCAGUAGGCAUUGAACAUUUGUGUUCUGUCAUGAGAUUGGUUCAUUUGGGCCUACAAUUAUUUUUAACAACGAUUGGUCUAUAUAUUCUCUUAACAUGAAGAAGAACCAAUACGAACUCGCUAAUAAUAUGGCAACUGACACACGUAACUCAUCAACAACAAUUCACAAAUAAUGGAACCGAAGAACAUGAUAGGAGUGCAGAAAAAAGACUAAAGGGGAACAACUCCGUACAUACGACAACAAAACAUGACCUUGGAACAUGGAAAAAUUAGCAAACUAAAAUUAAUGACAACUAAUCACGAAACAACAAAAGUCAUGAAGAAAUAUAAAUCAGAAAAGAUAUACUACUGUUACCGUUAAUGGAAAGAACUGUUGAUUUCGACCAUAUAAUGAAGAUAAUAUUCACUUGGUGUUAUAAAGUCAAGAAAUGACCGGAACUGGCAAUCUGACGUGUAUAUAUUGAAGUAUUGAACGUAUGGUUUUCACAUUUGAUGAAAGAACUCUGUAGUUUUGUAUCAAAAUACAGUCGGUUGUCACCCACUUGUGUUCCCGCUGGUAACCGGCAGUCAGAGAACGGGAAUUUCUGCGAACGCCGUUUCGGGGCCAGCAGAGGAGGCACUAGUUGGGGCAGUCUGGUACGGGAAGGCGACGUCGAGUGGAGUGUUCUGACAAGGUGGUGUUGACUGUAACGGUUGCUGCCGACGGAGAAGAGUGGUGAAGCGUGCGGCUGCUGGGCGGACAUCGGAUGUAGAUGGCUCGACAGGCCGACGUUGCCACGGUGGUCAACGCGCCGAUGGACUCGACAUCCUAACGGGGAGCGUGACAAUGUUGUUACUAAAUUUAGCAUACUUUCCGAAAGUUUCAAGAUAUAAAGUUUAUCCAUAAACCCAUAAAUACCAUUGUUUUGUGUACAUUAUCUAACCUUGAAGUGAAACCUCUUUCCUUCAAUUGCAUUUUAUCGUUCAGAGCUCAAAGGUGAGGGAAUUAAGUAACGACUAGCGGGCGUCCGAGCGCCAGACAAAGUGAAAUCAAAUCCUUUACUUAUUAAUUUUAACUAUAUUCUUUUUGCAAAUUUAUUAUGCAUUUUAGCACUUGAUAAUACAUCCAAUAUCAAUAACAGUAAUAAUAAUUUCAUGACUCCAGAAUUGUUAGAUCAAAUAGCUUUGAUGGAUCAGACUGUUUUUCGAUUAUUAAGUGAAUUACAACAUGCCCCGGAUGUCGCAUUUGCAAUACAUCCUCUUGAUGGAAGCCUUAUUGUUUGGUAUAUACAUGGUUUGGAUUUAUCUAUUCCUAAUCCAGAAGGUAUACGAACUCAUAAAGUAAUUAUUCCAUACGAAUCAUCAUUUAAUCGUGAUCAUAAAUUUGGAUAUGAAUCUUCAUUUAUAAUUACACCUAAUAUAAAUAAUCGUUUAACACAAGUUACAUGUAGUAUAAGAUCACGUUUACAUCAAGUUAUUCCAUUCGAUGCAGCUCAUUCAUUAACAUCAAAAUUAUUUACUUAUUUAACAACAGAUAAUUCUAAAAAUUUUAUGAAUUAUUUUCAUAAUGAAAAUAUAAUGAAUCAACAAAAAUUACAAAAUUUAUCCGAUACUACUGAAAUCACUAAUAAGUAUUUAAUAACAAUUAAUUAUCAAGAUUAUUUAAAUAUAUUUUGUCAUUUAUUCUUAUUACAAUAUACAAUUAGACAAUGUUUAUUAAAAUGGUCAAAAAUUUCUAUGAAACUUAUGAAUAGUAAUAAUAAUAAUAGUGAUAGUAGUAAUCAGAAAAAUACAUUGAAGCAAUUGAAACAGACAGUAUUAAAACCGAUUUUAUCUUCUUUGGCUCAAAUUCAUUUGAAUUCAACAACUUUUCAAGCACGAACUCAAAAUUCCUCACAUGUAGCUAUGAUCACUAUGCAUACUAAUGGUUCAUUACGUUAUUGGCGUAUCGAUGUAUCAGAGAGUAGUCAUUAUCAAUGGAUUGUCGGUGUAUCUAGUUGUGCACGUUUAAGUGGACAUCGAUUUCAUACAAACAUUAUCGUACCACAUCCAAUAUUACCUCUCGCUUUGAGCACAUCACAUUAUGAGCAUAAAUUGGAAAAAUUACCAAAUAAUGAAUCCACCAUAACAACAACAACAUCACCAUAUAAUUCAAUUAAUAAAGACAAUAAGAAAAUUACUAAUUAUAGUGAAAUAAUUUUAUGGUAUGUUUCAUCAGUUGGUCCACUUACCACCGGUUACACAUCAUCUUUACUGUCAAAUUAUCAAUUUCGCUGUUCACAACAUGCUACCAAUAAUAAUAAUACUGAUUCGGAAUUAUAUAACAAUCAAUUUACUACAACUGAUAUUAAAGGACCAGGUAAUAUAUCAUCAAAUGGUGGGAUUUCAGAAGUGGCUCGAUUAAUCUUCUCCAAUAUAUCAUCGAAUACAUCUUUAACAUUUAAAUAUAUUGCAUGGUUCCCAUGUCAGGUGACAACAACUGCUACAUCAUAUCCCGUUGCAUUGUUUGUUGCCUCUUUAGAUGGUAAUCACGAUAAUAAUAGUCAUACUAAUAAUAAGAAUGAGCAAAACAAUGAUCGACUUGGACUAUUUUUAACAUUUUCUAAAUUUAAACAAAUUAAUAAUAAAUCUGUAUUAGAUGAGAAGAUUAAACAAGAUCAACAGAAUCAUUUAUUGCAUAGUUCAUUGAAUUCUGAUACAUUGGGAUGUAUUAUUCAAUUAAAUUAUAAAUUACCAUAUUCUAGUCAAAUUGAAAAUUAUAAAAAUUUCAAUGCCGAAACAUUAAUAUUACAUGUAUUUCCCAGUGAAUUAAUUAUGUCCAAAUCAGAGAGUUGCAAACCAAUAAAUACUGUUUUAACUAAUCCUACUGAUCAAAUGGAAAGUUUUACUAAAUCAGAUAUGAAUUCUUUAUCAACGUUUUUGAUUGUUCGUAUGACACGUUAUAAUUCACGGGAUGAAACAGCCAACUCUCCUGUUAUUCUAACUUCAUGUAAUGAGACGGAUUUUUGUCGUAUGGAAAUGUGGCGUGUUUGUGUUUCAACGAAUACUAAGUCUUCUUCUUCUUCUAAUAUGAUGAUAGAUGGAAAUUCUUCCAUUAAGAAUUGUAUAACCGGCAAAUCGGAUCUAAUCAGUGAUAAUCUUACGACCAUAUUUAACAAUUUAAUAACAGACGGAAUUAAGGUAUGUGAUUGUAAACUACAUUUACCAUCAGGUGUAUCUAUUGUUUGUGCUCAAGUAUCAGCAGCACAUGUAAGUUGGGCUGCUUUAUCAACAUUUAAUGCACCACCGCCUUAUUUAAUUGUUACUGCAUGUUCAGAUGGUUGUUUACGAUUUUGGCGAUGUGAAUCUGAUUCAAAUAAUAAUAAUUUCACUUUGGAAGGAGUCCACGAUCAAUUUACAUGGGAAGAAUGGCAAAUGCCAUUGAUGCAGUCAAUGUCUAGUUGUAUUGAAUUACAGCUGCAUACCAAUAAUAAUCAUAAUAAGUCAACUCGUGUUAAUGAUGAAUCACAGAUGAAUAAACCCAUUAUUCUAGACAUAGAUUGUGCAUAUAGUGGACGAUUAGCUGUGGCAUAUACUUCAUCACAAUUAUGUAAUAAUGAUAAUGUGGACAAACAUGGGCAAUCAAAUUUAGAUUGGAUUCAAAGUAAUAAGAAUGAUUUAACAAUCUAUAUUACUGUUUAUGAAUGUGAAUCUAGUGGUGGAUGCGAAUGGAUCUUAGAAGAUACCAUUGAAUUAACAUCGGAAUAUUGUCCUUUUCAAAAUAAUAUUGAUAAGUUAUCAUCUAUUCAAUUGGAUUGGGUUAAUGCAGAAGAUGGCGGACAUUUACUAUCAAUCAUUAUUGAUUCGGAAAUAUUUGUUUUUGCACCGGUCUGUCAAAAUCUUUCAUUAAGUCGUAAUAAACUACGAGGUGGGCAUGCAUGUCAGCCAACAUUAAUGACUACAAUUGGUGAAGUGUAUGUAGGUUGGAAACCUAUCGCUUGUACUCGUAUAGUCACAGCUGACUUCAACUCUUCGUCAUCGUUAUCAUUAUCAUCUCUUACAUCAAUUGAAAAGAAGAAAUCAAUGCCAACACAACAACAAGAAUCUUGGAGAUAUUCUUCAACUACUGCCUUGCAUGGUGGUAGUAGUCAUCGUUGUUUUAUUAAACAAGCUGCAUGGCUUCGUGAUGGUCUAUUACUAAUUAGUGCAAAAACUGAACUCCAGUUGUUUAGUCAAUGGCCAUCAGAUAACUUGUAUAAUUUAUUUAAGUGGCAUGUAAAACCUAAACUGAGCAAUACCAAAUCAUUGUAUAAUUCAUCAAGUGCGAAUGAGUCAUUCGAUGCAACAGCAACGACAACAACAUCCGACACUGUGGAUGAUUCUACAGUUUCUGGAAGCUCCAAUAUGUCAGUAGCACGUUUAACUAAAGCUUAUUCACCAUAUCCUUUAAAGUCAUCACCUUCACGAUCAAUGUUGCAUGCUGUUUCAGGUCAUUCUAGUUUGUCUAAUUUACAUGCUACUUCUAAUAAUACUACUAAUACUACAUCCGAUACCACUAGUGACAAUUUUAAAAUAACUAGAAAAAUGAGUCAAAUUGACUUGAAUCGUGCCAGCGGCAGUGGAUUAGACGUUAAAUCAAAUGAACAAUUAUUGAAAGACUUGGAACUCUUGUCGAAUCUUGGAUUAUUCGAAGCUAUUCAAAUUGUCAAUCCAAUACUUCCUCAAUUCCAUCCUCGUCAACUCUUGGAAUGGAUGAAUUUGGGUCAUUUACGUCGUAUAAAAGCGAUAUUAGCGCAUUUAACUAGAUGUUUAACCGCUAUUGGCAAUUCAUCCCAACGGUCAAGCAGUCAGUCUGAUAGUCAUCGUAGAAUGACGAAAGGUAAUUUAAAUUCAGAACUAACCAAUUUUGUUAUCGAGUCAUUCGACUCUACCAUGACAUCAAAAAUGUCGACAACAACAACAACAAGAAUAAAUAAUACAACAUCUAAACCAGUGUCUUCAAUAUCUCAUACAUCUCAUUCUUCAAAUAAUCUUUUAGAAAUGCAUACAAUACCUCCUUUACCUUUGUAUGUCCUAUUAGCUGUUGAUUCAUUGCAAGUAACCGAUGUUAAUGCAGAUGUGAAAUCGAACAAACAUUUCGAUUCUAUAAAUGAAUGGAAUAAUGAACAUGGAUUGACUGACGAUUCAAGCAUCUUCGAAAUACAAGAUGAUGAUUUAAAUCUCAGUUCGAAUAAUAAUGAUGAUGAUGAUUAUGAUGUGACAGAUAGAAGUAACCCAUCGAAAACUAUUCAUCAUUCAAAUCCAUCAUUCAAUACAUCUGCAAACAAAUCAUCAUAUUUAUAUGGAUUUAGUAUAUGGUCACUGAAACCCGCAGCAUUAGCCCGCAGUAUACAAUUUUCCGAAGAUGAUGCCCGUCUUCUUGCUGAUCAUUUGUCAACUCAACGAUUACCUGGUCUAUCAUCACUAGAUCAAAUGUAUUUAUUGGGUAUAGCUGAUUUAAUGGCGAAGACACGUUCCGAUAUUACGGAUUGCUUGUCAAAAGUCCAUUCAUCAACUAAUGAGAAGAAGCUGGAUCAAUUGCCACGACGAUUAUCGAUCAAACAGGAUUCUAACGAAGGUUUAGAUGAGUGUGGUCUUCGAUUUCUUUUAACAGUUCAAUUAUAUUCUUAUUUAAGUAAAACAUUACCACCUGCACGUCGAUCACAACUACUUUCGUCUGGCCUAACUAAUUCCAGUCUAGUAUGGGCAUAUCAUUCGGAUUCACAAGAAGAACUGCUAUCACAAUUACCAAUAGUUUCUAAUCAAUUAGGCGGUAGUGAAGUCAGCGGUGCUGAUUCAUUAGAAUUAAAUUGGGCAGAUUUCAAACGAUACGGUUGUGGUUGGUGGAUACGAAGUGAAAGUCUUCUGAUUCGCUGCGCUGAGAAAAUGGCUCGUACAGCAUUUCAAAAUACUAAAGAUCCAAUGGAAUCUGCUGUCUUUUAUCUGGCUAUGCAUAAAGCUAAAAUGGUGGCUGCAUUAUUCAAAACCACUGGUAAUAAAACAUUGGAGAAUUUCUUCCGAUCCGAUUUCACACCAGGUCAACCAGCAUGUCGUCAAGCUAAAUUAAACGCAUUCCGUUUACUAAGUCAACAUAAAUAUCUUCAAGCGGCUGGAUUAUUCUUAUUGGCUGGAUGUUUAAAUGAUGCAGUACGUGUUUGUUUGGAUACUCUGAAAGAUUUACAAAUGGGUAUUUUAUUAGUUAGACUUUAUACAUCAUCAGCACAAGGUAUUCCAGGUCAACAAACAACAACAUCCUCGACAUAUCAUGAUUUUCUAAGGGAACAUAUAAUUAAACAUCAAGAUCCAUUUCUAAGAAGCAUGGCGUUUUGGACAUUGGGUGAUCCAUUAGCUGCCUUGCAAACAUUAUUAGAAGGACCUGGAAUAUUAAGUAAUUCUGAAGAUUUUAUAAUAUCUGAAAAGAGAGAUAGUUUAACCGAUUCAAUCUAUCAAAGCCCACAACAUCCUCAAUAUCUUAGUGGUAGUCAAAGCUUCAUAACUAGUAGGGAUACUUCAAAACCAUCAUCUGUAUGUCCAAGUGUUUUCAAAUUCUACACGUAUCUACAAUCACAUCCAUUAGUUUUACGUCAUCAACGUUUACAAGCUCCAAAUCUAAUCAAUUCUACUAUAUUAUAUCGUGUAAGAAGUUUAGAAAGACGUUUAUACUUUCGUACUGCCCAUCAUUAUUUUAUAUUGGGUUGUCCAACAUUAGCAUUGGAAGUUUUGACUAAAUUACCACCAUUGGAAUCUUCCGGUUCAUCAUCUAUAUUUGGUUUACAUAGAAUGUCAGUUAAUGAAUCUAUCGAAAGUAAAUCAAGGCGUCAAUCGGUAUUCUCUUCAGAUGCUGUCGUGCAAUCUGUAAAUAAACAAAAUAACGAUGAUGAUAUUUUCACAUUCAUGACACCUGAUGUUCCUUUACAAAAAUGUACAACAGAAGAUCAAUUUACAAUUGAAUGGAGUGAUGAUAAUGACGAUCAAACAGAUCAUGAUGAUACUAUUGAUCAUGUGAAGAGUAGUACAGUUCAUAUGAAUCAAAAACAGCAAAUGUUAUCACCAUCAGCCCAACAACGACCUUCACUUCAUUCAAUAGGUAAUUAUAAUAUCGAAAAUCAAGGUGUAGUGGACUUAAUGGCAAAUCAAUUGAAAUUUAUUGCUUGUUUAAAAAUUUUGGCGGAAGAAUUAAGUACACUGGCUGCUGGCGCCGAAUCUGAAGGUGUUUCACUUCGUCAACAUGUUUGGCAAUGGCUUGAAAGUGAAUUAGCUAGUGUCAAUACAUUGACUGGUUUAACGAAAUCAUCCAUGACAACACCAACUGUAACUUCUGCGGCUCAUUCAACUAAUAAUCCCGUUGUUGUUAGUGAUGAAAAGUUGAAUGAACCUAGUUUUGAUUAUUCAGAAUUUUCCGGUCCACUGACUACAACUUCUUAUUUAUUAACUACAAGAAAUGCUGGUACCGUUUUAGCUGGUAUCUUAAUGAAUUUAUCAAAUGUUUCUCCGGAAAUUCGUGAUGCCGAGUUAAAACGAUUAAAAACACGUUAUGAUUGGAUAAAAGCUCAUGAACCUUUUCUAAUAUCGUUAAUUAAUUUCUGUGAUCUGUAUGGGUCUAGUGGUAUACGAUUACCAGCAGUUCGUAUUGAAUUGUCCCUAUUACUUGGUGAAUUAUAUUCAACAUCUUAUUUAUUUACAAGUCAAUCAACAUUAUCGUCACAAAAUAGAUCCGAUAGUAGUCUGUUAGUAGCAACACGUACAACCAAUACCAAUGUCUGUUAUCCUUCUCUUGAUUCUUCACGUUGGCCAAUAUCACCAAUGGCUUUAAUUGAUGGUAUACCUUUAUUGCGUACAUUGAUGCGUCUACCACCGGGUGCAUUACUUCUACCAGAUUCAGUAAAGCGUAUCAAGUAUAUGGUUCAUGAUUUAAUCACUUGUCUGGAAUCAUUACCACCUCCAUUUUUAGUAAGUGUUCUAUUACCUUUUCCUUAUCAACAAUGCAAUUGUACCAGUACUACUACUAAUACUACAGCAAGGACAUCGAAAUCAUCUGUUACAUCUUCAUCACCAUUUCAUUGUCCUGAUUGUAUUUUGGCACCUACAGGCGAUCGUCAUCGUAGAAUAUUUUUAUUACGUAAUUUAUGCGCUGCUCUUUCUGGAUGUAUACAUCAAUGUUUAACUGUUGGGGGUUGGUUUGGUCUUGGUUAUGCAGUCGACGAGAACUCCAUGCAAUCGUCUGAUACAUCAUCUCCAUUGACAAAAAAAGUAUUUGCUCUACCUGCAUCAAGUACUAUCAAUGCUCGUUCAGUUGAUCGUUUAUGUGUAUCUGGUCAGAUAUUUAGACCAAAUACAGAACCGUCUAAAUGGCCAGGUUUAACAUGUUUAAAAAGUUAUACUGAACCUCAAUUACAAAGUAAUAGUGUAAGUACUAGUCAAAUUAUUCGUAUCACAUCAACACAAAAUCUAUCAGAUCGUGACUUAUCAUCGCCAUCGUCAUCUGUAACACGUAUUCAAUCUGUGGAUCGUCGUCGAAUUAUUGGUUUAUUAUCUCAAGUUUUAGCUGCAUCCUAUUUCGGUUUAUUAGUUUAUGCAUUGCAUACUCGUGAUACAUUCACAUUAUAUCGAUUAGCUUGUGCUCGAUUAGAUGGGAAAACAUGGAGUCGUGUAUUCGGUGGAACAUAUCGAGCUAAACCUUUUCGACCACCAACACAACCUGGUACUACUACUGCUACUGUUACUACUACUAGUAAUAGCAGUAGUAAUGUACCAAGUAAUAUAACUUCAGAAAGGAAGCCUGUUCCACCGAGUCGACCUAAACGGUAAGUUGUUGUAUAGUUUACUUUUUUAAAGUAAUUCUUUUCGGAGGUUGGAGAGAAUUAUGUUAAAUGCAUUUUGAGAAGAGAUAAUUCUGCAACUCUUAUUACUGACUUCCUAAAUGCUUCUUUAAACUUCGAAUUACUUCGACUUGAACAAUAAGUAAAAGGUGCGAAAGGUAUGAGCUUUACUCCAAGGUUAGUUGUGUUCAGGUUAUCGAGUGUAUUUAAAGGGUUUCGUGUGACCUUGGUCCUCUAAAAACAUAUAGAAUUAUACCAAUACGACAUUUAUACUAAAUACGACAACGAUAUAGGUAAUUAUCCUACCAAAAUGUGACACGUAAUCCUUCACUGUUCCAAGCGUUCCUGAGAAGCAUCUAUUCCAUGCCAAUUGGAUAUGUAUCCAGGCGUUUUCUGGAUCUUUAUAGACUUUGACGAAGGAAUUUUUAUGCAUCAUUCUUUUGUUUCCAUUGUUAAAAGUAUCUGUCAGCCGUAUUCAACGUAGAAUCCGGUUCAUAUAACGCAUAAUUUACAUCUUUAAUUUAAAAAUAGGCAACAUCAUUGACUGAUUAUCAAGAAAAAAGCACGUAACACCGGACAACUCUCUGUUUUCUUGUGUGGCUUUUGUUAGUAGUACAUACCAAACAACUCGAAUAUUACUUGUAGAUUUUAGGGUUCGAAUCACAUCAUUAUCUUUGAUUGUUACCAUUCCAACAUGCUUGAUUUUCACUUCUCGAAAUUUAUAAUUUCCUAUCCCAACUGUAGUGUCAGUUACUAUGUUAAACCCAUAUACCUUAUUCUGGCUUUCCGACAGGCCAAUCUAUUUAUGUAACCGUAUGUGUGUACACUUCUUAUCCUAUUCAUCAUAUGUCUGUAGCUUAUUUUUGUGUGACUAUAAAUAUUGAUUAACGCUUGAUAAAAUGGUGUUGGCUCACAUGCCUUCUCCAUUGCGCGUUGUUUCGUUCUUUCCUCUUCGCUUCCUUCGCUACGUCUCUCUGAUUAUCUGUUCCGAUCAACGAGUAUACAAAAUAUACGUAUUCAAACAUCCAUUUUCGUAAUUGACUUAUUUAAUUCCGUUAUUCACCAACACGAGUUAAGUCGAUAAGUAUAUCUCCAUAGCAACCAGAAACGAUCUCACUGAUUCAGAUCCCGAGCCACCAGGAAAAAAAACUCCACUUCUCUGAAAGUAUGAAUUAAAAUCUACCAUAAUAGUGUUGUACGUGUAUAGUCCGCAAUUCUUUGUUGAUCUAUUUACUUGUUUUCAAAUAUAUUUUUAAAAGAAACAUAGAUAUUAUUACGCAACGAUUAAAAUUCAUUCGAAUUUCGUAAGUAAAUAGUAUUUUGUUUAAAUGAAAAAAGUAUCUAUCUAUGUAUCUAACAAUUUUCACUGAUGUAUUUGAGAUGCUAACAGAAAUUUCCGAAAUAUAUAUAUAAUGUGAUAAUCUUAUCUUGUUACAUGUUUGGGUAAUAAAACAGUGGUUGGUUGGUUGAUUGUUUAUUAGAGCACUCUAAUUUUACGUAUGCUUUCUCAGUUCUAAUCACUACCCUCUCAUGGUAGGGGUGUUGUUUAUGAAAUUGAGAGGACGAAAAGCGAAUAUCCGACACUUUAAUCGGGUUGGUGGAUAUAUAUGAUUCACCUAGGGGACUUGGAACGUCCUUAUUUCAAACCAUUGAUGUACAUGGGCUCCGAAAUCCAGAGGGAACAACUGGCAUAUGAACCUACUGAUGGUCACCGGCUUCCAUAGGACCAUAUCUCUUAACAUUACCCUAUCGCCUAGUGGGUUAAGUCUCUCGGUUAAAGGUCCAAGGAGUGGUCCAUCAUCUGCUUAGGUUUGACGCCCGAGUAGUAUCCCAUUCCUCACACAAAAAGAAUGACGAAAUGUGGCACAUGUAUAUUUGGUGCCUCCUUGUACCAAUGUUUAUUUGUAAAAAUAAAUAAACAUACAUGGUUUUUCAGUAGAUGAUCAUAACUAACGAUUGACUACUUAGUAGUAGUUUUAAAACAUCGGUUAUCCUCAUUUAUCACAACCAGUUUAGCAGCGUAAUAGGUUUUCUUGAUAGCUACUUUUAGUCUAUGUCUUAAAACAAUACUAUUAGAUUCAUCUCUAAAUGGUGAAGAGAUAUAAACAGUUUCGGUGUUUGCUGACUCUUUCACCUAUUUAUAAACUUUAGUGGAUAACCAUUAGAUAUAAGUAGGUCAGUCAUCAGUUUUGCGUCUUCUUCAACCGUAUCUGUGGUGCAUAUUCUUUGAAUCUUAUUAAAAAGGCACUUAACCAAGGCUCGCUUGUGUUGCAAUGGACAAAAUCUGUGGAAAUUUAAAUAUUGACCAGUCCAAGUUGGCUUCCUGUAAACUGACCGCAUUAUGGUUCCAUCCUCUGUUCGACUCAAUAGUAUCUUCAUUUACUUUUGUUAAAUGUUGUUGAAGGGUUAAUUAGCAUGAAUACUUCUUAUAUGAACUGUAUAUGUAGGUGUGUGUAGGAUUUGAAACCGAAUGUAUAAAUUUGUACUUAAUGAUUAUUGAUAGUUGCAUAUAUAAACCACACUUUAUUAUGUAAUAUAAAACACUAUUUGGUGUGAAUAUUUAAUAAUCACUGGUGAAUAUAUGAAAAUUUUCAUAUGGCAUCUUAUUACUGAUUGAUGUCAGUCAGUCAUGAGCAACGUGGAGCAUGAUAUACAUACAUAUAUGCACCAGUUCAAGUUGAUACACUAUAGUAAAAUAGGGCGAUGAUAUUAUCAGGAUCGUACAAGUAGUAACGGUAUCAACGGUAACAUUAAAAAAUGUUAGACAUAGACUGUACGAUUCGAGCGGAACGAAUGAAUUCGUGAAAUAAUUAGUAUGAGAUAGUUUCAUAACUUAAACCUUAAACUAAUACAAAAUAUGAAUUCAUUUUGAUGGAGUUUUGUUCUCUGAGCUGGAUAGUUUUGUUCGUGGAGCUUUUCAUCGUACUUCUUAACGAUAUUAUCGGCAUAAACUUCAAGUAGAAAUGAAAUGUUCAUACUUGUCUAUAAACCGCAACCCAGUCUAUCCAACAAAUAUACAAACUGAAAAGUCAAUAAAAUUUUCUGUGAUAAAUUAUUCUUAAAAUGACCCAUAAUGUACACUUGAAGCAUUGAAACACUGAAUCGAAGUUACAAUCGUGUCGUGAAUUAUUAUAACAGAUUGUAGCAAACUGUUAUAUGAACUCAGUGUAAUUAUAUCGUUAUCGGUUACAUCGUAUGCAUCCUUAUCAAUGUACACAUAUAAAAGCGGGGUCGACCGCGUUGACAACUUCACUUAUCUUGGAAGUAUGAUCAGCCCAUUAAGAGUAGAAGAUAUACGUAAGCUACUAGUAUUUGACCAUAGAUGCCUUAGAAAUAUUACUCACAUCUGCUGGGAUCGCUGGGUAUGUAAUAGUGAGGUUAGACGCAUAGUAUUAGGGAAUGAUGUUAAAUCAGUUGAUGACGUUGUGAAUCUUCAUCGACUAAGAUGGUUGGGCCACGUGUUACGUAUGCCUGAACACCAAUUACCACGACGAGCAAUGCUGACUAGUGUAGGAGACGGUUGGAAGAAAGUUAUGGGUGCCCUCAGUGCUUGAAGUCACUAACUUCUGGUCUGAUCCAUGUUGAUAGAUCCAGAUUACUUGGUCGGAGUCCGCGUAACUAUCGUAUCCAAUGGUUGGAGACUGUGUGUGACAUGGCUCAGGAUCCAUCACCAUAGCGUAGGUGUAUACACUCUCCGUCUUCCCUUGAACCAUGAGAUUAGAAUCGCUUCAUACCUUUCUUUCUACGAACUAAUUCUUUCUUCCUGUACUAUGUCCUUAUAUGCAAUCUUUCUUUUAUAUAUUACCACAGUUGAAUUAGCUACUUCUAUGAAUUCGGUGUUGAUCUUGUUGUGUUAAUGAGGUAUGGCAACUUGGCCCGAUGCAUAUAUGUGCCUGGUUCUAUGUUGUAGCUGACUGACUGACUGAAGCGGGAUCAAUGAGAUUAGGGUCAGAAUAGAACCCAAUAUUCUAAUUUCCUUUAAAACACUCCAUUUAUCCUGACUCCGUUUUUAUUGUUCUAAACAUUCCUCAAAAGUUAUACUCUUCAACUAUCUGAUCGUUUCAUCUUUUAUUAUUCACAUUCUGUGAUAUCACCUGAAUAUUAUAUACAUAAAACCAUUUAUCAGUCAUUCUUAAAUAUUUGUUGUGUUGUUGUGCAAAUUUACUACAACUUUUCUUAUUUAUAAAUGUUUUCAAUCCUUAACUUGAACCAAUGCAUAUAUGUACCUGUUUCUACGUUGUAACUGACUGACUCUCAAUCCUUAGUAUUUUUACCAAAAUCAUGCGUACGCAGAUAGUUUUACCAUACCUUUGUAUUUUCAAAUGAUAAUGAGGUGAAAUCCAUCGUUUUCCUUUUAUUCUUGGUUAAUUUUAAAAGAUAAUAUCUAAUUCAUUUGUACAACGGUGUUUUAAAUUCAUAAGGUGAUCAACUUUUAUUCAACUAGUUUUAUCGGCGAGACUAUAAUUUAUGGACAAACCAAUCACAUAUGAGAUAAUAGGCCUUGGAUAUUGGCUCGAAAUUCACUCAUCCAAUAGAGUUUUGGCAUUAUAACCGAUGUCAGUACGUGAUGAAAACCCGAAAUCUAAUUCCUAACGUUAGUCAUCAACUGUAAAACAUAAUUCUAAUUCCUCAAACAGGUUUAGAACCCUCAUUUGGUCAUAGAUAUUAGGUGGACACUCUCAAGGUCAGCCUAGCUUAGCUCAAAAGUCGUCCAUAAAUUAUAGUCUCACCGUUUAAUCAAAUAAAAAUCUAUGAUAUUGGUGUUUACAUGUUAACUGUUUUUCUUUAUCUCUUAACUUCUUUUAUUGUUUACAUCCAGUGUAAUCUUUCUUAACAUGAAUUAAUAAUCACAUUAUUAGUUAGUUGGGUGCCUUGUAAAGAUUAAUUCAAUUUCAACAUGGCACUUGUUUAAAUGAAUUGAUAACUGAACAGUAGCCAAUAUCAUGUUUCUUUAGUUCUCCCUAUUAUUGGUCGAGUAAUCUUGAUCAAUUUACAGUGUGAUCACUAGUCCAAAUGACUCGAUUUUGCGUGUACAGUGUUUUAAUGUUAGUUAAAGUAAUCGACAUGACGAACUAGACACGUAAAAUUGACCAGUACUCAGUGAUCAGAUGGCGCAAAUAUUACAGUCCUACAGGAGACCAGUUGCUGACGGAAUAACUCAGUAGUACUGUCUUUCAAAGAUCAUUAGUCAAUUGAACAUUCCAGGUACAUUUUACUGACGAUUGCCUGUUAGCAUGAAACGUAGGUCCAAGGUUUCUUACCGAUUACCUCCGAUUUGCUAACAUAGAUUCGCUUGUCAUUACUGUCUAUAAUUUAUUUGAUACAAGACACUGAUUCACGAUCCAACUGUGUGUUCAUUAGCUCAUUUCUUUUCAAUUACACCUAAAUAAUUCUUUUGUGUCGAUUUAUCAAACAAGUUAAUUCAUGCAAAAAAUCUUAACAUAUUCAUUCGCUUUUUUUUCUUUGCUAAAUUAGACCGACAUCUUCUACUCUUAAACAUGACAGAUCGAAAUCAAGAAGUCCAGAGAAAGCUGUUACACGAGCUAGAGACCAUGCAGCUGCAGCUAUCGAAGGUGAUUUCUUCAUAAAGUUACUUUCCCUUCCUCUUUAUUUGCUUUUUUGUAUAGUAUUUCUGUUUGUCUAUGAUCCGAACGCCGAUAUUACUUGAGACUCCAAUAGUAGUAGUGGUAGUAGUAACAGUAGGAUGACAUUACUCUUUAGUUAUUAAGCUUAAAACUAUAAACACUACUACAUUGGUUUACACGAAUAUAGCUAUGGACUGCGUGGCUCAUUACCACUUGCUCAAAUUGGAGUACAUAAAACUUGUACUUGCUUACUCAAAACGAAGUAUAUAAGGUGGUGUUUGCCCUCACAGCCUAACAACCGAUAUUUAUGUAUAUAUCACAGCUAUUUUUUCAUAUUACAAUGGUGCAAGCUCAGUCACUUUAAUCAAGCAUCAACAAAUAAUCACAUCAAAUUCAAUCAAAUCUAUCAUCUGGUAGGAAAAAUGAUUAAGAAAUUGAAUAUCAAAGUUCAGAUUAAUAGAGAAACCAAACAUAUAGGCAAAAGUCACAUAAUUAUGAAUAACAAAGAAUCAAAUUUCAAGUCAAUACGUAAUGGACGCUACUUAUAAGAUUGUUUUUAUGUAGUGCGUAGCGGAACAUGACACUGAGGUUGUUAUAAUUGUCAGAUGGAGUGAAGGGUUUCAGUGCAUUGAACGUACGACGUUGACAAAACACUUUGAGACCGGAUCAGAUGACAGUUCGGAUGUCAAGAACACAAUGAUAGAUCUAAAUGUAAGAUUGAAGUCUAUGUAUAAUGUAUUACAUAAAUACUUUGUAAUUUCUUGUCUUUUGUCUUGUCUUACAAACAGAACAAACUAUAAGUUACCAGUAAAGAAAUUCUAGUAGUUCACUUCUCUAUGUUGUUCAUAAAGACAAUAGGUCCUUCUUAGGUUAACCAUAUAGGAGCUAAGCGACAACAACACCUCUAACACUGUUCAAUUAACAAUUUUCCUCUUAUUGCACACACAUACACAUACUUAUACAUUGGCCUCCUUUUUUGUACAGUUGCAUUGAAAAUUGGUAGCCCACCAAAUCCCACAAAGUUAACUAGUCAACAUAUACGUUUUUUAGCACAUGCUGAAGCUGCGGCGAUAGCAGACUUAAAAUCUGACACAACCAGGUACGAUGGUGUAGAGAAUAAAGUUUCAGAACAAGCCGCCGACGCCACCACCACAAAAACAACAGCAAUAUCUCAGUCAUCUAUCAGUCCAGAGGAAUGGUUUAUAUUUGCCCAAUCUUCCAUUCUCUCUUGUCUUCUGGAACGUGUAAGUUUUGAAUUUGUAAAAAAUUUUCUUUUUCAGUAUUAAUUGUCUUCUUAAAAAUAAAAAAAUUAUCUGGGUGAAGGAGUUCUGUGGAAAACGGUUUUAUUUAUAGAUUAUAUUUAUCCAUGAAUUGAUCUCAGUUAGGGUAUCAUUGUAAAAUCAAAGGGUGCUAGACAUCUGUUUUGUUUUAACUUGUUAACAUUGGUCAUCAAUAGCCCUACAAGAGGUCAAAGCCAAGGUUUUGAAGUUUCAUAGAGAUGCCCAACUAUCAAGGCCACUUUUACGAACAUCCAAGGGUAUAAUGCUAAUCAAUUCGUGCAGUACAUAACAUAAUGCGAUGACCUGUCAACUUCAUUAGUGAUAAGUGUUUCACUCUCGAUGUCCAUGAAGUCAACCAGUGGGUGCGCAUAUCUAAACAGUCACAUACCUAAAUGAAAAAGCUGCCCAAUAUUUCCAGGUUUUCAGUGGUACCUUAGCCAAAAUCAAGUUAUGAAUAAUGUAAUCCACCGAGUUGUUUCUUUUUUUAAAUAAAUGUAAAUACGAAUAAAAUUUUGUUUAUGUAAUAAUAGUGAUUAUUUAAAAUGGAUUAAUUACUAUGUAGUGACCAGUGUCAUGGUUUCCGGUCAACUACCGCCAAAUACUACCUAACAUCUCAGUAUAGUGCACGCUAUGUCGAGUCACCUUUGACAUCUGGCUACAUUACAACUUGAUCGAUAAAAUUUGAUCAGCACUAAGAUGGUCCUGAUAUACAUGACAUUGGUUACUACUCUAUGAACAAUCAAUUUUAAAUACAUCUUAGUCCUUCUUACUAGGAGUCACUCGCGGCCGAGAUAGCUCAGUGGUAAUGUCUCUGACUGUGAAGUUGAGUUGUACGGGACCGAAUAUGUCAUUGAGCAUCAGUUCCUUAAAGAUUGUAGGUCCACCUUGCUGACGAGUGUUUAAUAGCACGAAACCUAGUUCGGGGGUUUCUUUUUUACUACCUCCUGGUAUCACCUUACAAUGAUGAUUAUUCUAGUGAAUAACUUACUAAAUUUUACUAUGAAAAAAAGGUUUGUUACUGUUGUAUCCGGAUCGCCUCUAUUAAGUCCAGAUGGGCUCUGUUGAGUCUUCAGUCUUACUGCUUUUACUUAUCCACUUUGCUUUUAUGACUGACAGGUUUAUCGAUAAACUAAAAGAGAUCCAUCAAUAAGAAUUCUGUGAUCUCAUUGCGCGCUUACCUUUGAACAACGAUAUGCUUCGACGGACAAGGUUAACCUUGAACAAAAUGCAAACCAAUCUCAACUCCUAUUGGUCCACCAAUAUGUAUGUUUAAUUUUCUCUCUUAACCUCCAGUCCAGAAAAGUGAACACAAUAAGCAAGCUUUUACUUCUGUUUCAGGCAUUCAUUAUAUUUAUCUCAAACACUCAUUACUUUCUAUGCAUAAAUUAUCAGACCACAGCAUACUCCAAAUAAGAAUUUAUACUUUAAAUACAACCGUGUCAUAAACAGGCAGAGAACGGUAUAAUAAAACGUACAACAAUAGAUGAUAAAUCCAACAAAAGCAAAUAAUACAGGUAAUAUAGAAGCACCAUAGUCCUGUCGUCUAAUAAUUAUACAAUAAAAAUAUAAACAUCAGUAAAAAGUUGUAGAGAUUGUUGAAUUUCAUCAAGUUAUGAACUGAUUUAAGUUUAACCCUCAUUAAAAACCUGGAAUGACCGAACUAUUCAGUGAUCUUUACUUUAAGCGUCCUUGGCUUAAUUUUCCGCGUGCGGAAUGCCAAUGCGUACUGUCGUUGAAAAGUCCGAUACUAGGACGAAAACGUCAUCCAGUGCUUUCAGGUGUUCAACGGUUGCCUAAUUUAGAUCAGUUGAUGACUCAUGAAAUCCAUUCAUUUUUAUACACAAAUUUUACUGACAUUUGACAAUUAACCAACGAAUACCACACACUAACUGUGAAUUAUAGUGGGAAUACAUAUAGAUUUUUCACUGAAUUAAAAAAAUGCUAUGUAUACAUACUGGACUGAACGAGUAUCAUACUAAAUUAAUACACAAAAGAAUGUUAAACUGAAUAAAUAUCAUAAUGAAUUAAAGUAUGAUCUUACGUUUCCCCUUGGUACAACCAAGAAUAGGAAACAUCCGCUCAAAGUAAACUCAAAAUCCACUCCUAUGGGUAUGCAUAUGUAGCAACAACCAGGAAAGUCCUAUUGACUACCUUCUGGUGACCAGUGUGUAUUUUACAAAAUCGAGAGAACGAAAAGCGUAUUUCCGGUGCUUAAACCGAGUUGGUGGGUACAGAGGAUCCUAUUGUUAGUCACCGGCUUCAAUAUGACCACAUCUCUUUACGGUAUCCCAUUCUUUAGUGGGUUAGAUCUAUCAGUUAAAGACUUGAGGAGUGGUCCCUCUAAGAAAACUACCUGCUUCAGUUUUGCGACCGGACAGUAUCCCAGCCUAUAUAUAUUGAAUGAUAACCUAUAUGUUGCAUAUAUAUCUUCUGUACCAAUGCUCAUGGUUCGAAAAAUAAAUAAUAAGUUAUCCAAAUUCCCUUUGUAAGCUCAUAAUUAAACCACCCAGUUCAAUAAAAUCAAAUCUCACUGAGCAGCAAAGCUAUGUAUCUUCUCUAACAUUUUAAAUGCAUUUAUUCAACAAAAACAGAUGACUGAUCGUAUUCAGUUAACCAUUAAAAUCAUAAAACUAAACAACUGUUUCCUCCUAGUAUGGGAUCGUCAAUAGUGCGCUCCUAUGAUCAACUGGAGAUCGAACCAAGGACUUCCAGGUUACAUGGUGAGCAAUUAACCCUUAAAUAUCUAAGUGGUGAUGUAAAACAUCUGAUGUCGGCUCAGUACUUCUAAAGUUAAGCGUACGCCGCUAGAGCUGAAGGUCUCAAGCUCGAUCCCAGUUCUUGCUACAUACUACUUAUAUCUGUCCGCAUAAGUAUUGCACACCACAGUCUAACUUAAAUCAAUCCAUCGGAUAAACUAUAAAAUUCAGCCUUUAUCACAAACCUCAUUACAGUAAAAAUAUAAAACUGAGUUUCAUCUUCAAAGAAUAUUCUAUUCUUUCAACUCUUCUCUUCCAAUUCAUUUUAGUAAGGAAUCUGCAUUAAUUUUGACUGGUUGUCAAUCAUGUUAAAAAUGUGAAUGCCUUAUAAUUUAUACCAACUUAUAUCAGUUGAUAGACCAUUAAAAUGAAAAAUUCAUUAAAAAAUCAUUUUCGCCCCUAGCUAAAACUCGGUAUAUAUAUAUACCCAAAUGCCUUGUUAUGGCCGCGGGUAGAGAGAGUCCGCUCUCCCUCUCGAAAUACUCUCACAUGUCCAUACAUAUACAACCACUGUCAGGGAGGUACUAUUCACUGCCUUCUCACGGAAGGUAUGUUGCUUACAAAAGUGAGAGAACAAAAAGCGAAUAUCCGACGCUUUAACGCGGUUGGUGGAUAUAGAGGAUCCACCUAAGGGAGAUGGAAAACCCUGAUUCCAAACGAAUGGUGCAUAUGACCUCUAGGACCAUGAAGGAACAAAGGCGUACGAACCUACUGUUGGUCACUGAUUAUCAUGGGACUGGACCUCCUAACGUUGCUCCACUGUCUUGUGGAUUAGACCUCCAGGUCAUAGCCUCGGUUUGUGGCCCCCUAAGAAAACCAGCUGUUUCAGUUUGGGUGCCCGUGCAAUAUUCCAGUUCUCACACCAAUGGGAUGGCCAAGUGGGGUGCAUAUAUUUUUGAUGCCCUCUUGUGACAAUGUUUGUGUUUUUAAAUAAAUAUGUACGUAUAGACUAACUAUAAGUAUCCGUUUUAUGAUGUAUAUAAUCAUUUUUUUCUGGUUUGUAGCCUCCAAAACAAACUGACUUAAUUGAUGAUCCCAGUGAGAUUUUCGAUUCCGAUGCUAGUGAACCAUCUUCAAAGAAUGAAUACGAUACAUAUCAUGGAGCUUUAUUAAAACAACAACGUCGUAUUAAUCGAGUACAACGCUUUAUCAAACAUUGUUCUAAUUUAAAACAACGUAAAACUGUACGACACCGUCUGAAAAAUUCGUUACAUUAUCGUUUAACUGGACAGUUUAUGAAUCAUACCGAUGAUAAUCAUGACCAAAGUGAUGGCGAUGGUGCUGAUAUGAAUCCUAAUGAACAGUUGGAUGUUAAUGAUGUUGAAGACGAUGACAAUGAUGAUGGUCAACAUUAUUCUGAUCAUCCUUAUAAUUUACAAGAUUAUGAUGGGGUUAAAAAUGCCGUACUAACUGAAGGGAAAGAUGAUUCUGGGAAAGUAGUAUCCUCUCCUACAAAAUUAAAUCUCUCCAGUUUACAACCACAGUGGAUUUUAAGACGUUUACAUUUGAAUCCAGAUUUUAUGGAUACCUGGUGGGGUAGUCGACUAGAAUCGGAAUUCUAUGAAGCAUUGAAUAUUUUCUACAUGAAAUCUGACAAAAGACAAGCAACACAUACUAAUUUAAAAGAUUUUACCGAAUUUAAUUCUACUGUUAGUGGUGACCCAACUGAUGACAAUAACGAUGAUGAGGAUGAGGAUGUUGGUGAAGAAGAUGAUUAUAAUCUGACGGUCGAUGCUUUAGGAAAUCGUAAAUUAGCAUUUUUUGAAAAUGACCGUCAAUGGACUUACAGUGAUAGUUACGCGUGGAGACUGAUACGUUUGGGUUUAAUGCAACUGGCUAAACGAGAAUUGAAUAGACUUAUACAAAUUAUUGAUUUCAGUGGAGAAGAUUUGGCUGUUCAUGCACCAGGUUUAAUGACGUUAACACGUCUAGCUGAUUGUUGGUUGGUUGGUUAUCGUUCAGAAUUAACUUCACCACCAGCAUUGAAUCCAAUUCAUUUAAAAUUGCAGCAUAAAGGAUUUGUUAAUGAACAUCUUCUACCACCGACAGAUUUCCUACCAGGUAUUCAAGAAGAUUUAUCUUCUUCUUCGAUUACACAAACGGCUGCUGCAAUUAAAACUGGUAGCAAUUUGACAGUUGGUGUUGAAGUGUCAAAAUUGGACUUUCCUUCACCCGGAGCAACAAGAUCGAUGUUACGUUUGAAAAAGUUAAUAAAUUUUAAAAAUACUCCAUUUCAGUAAGUUUUUCAGUCACCUUUUUUUAAUCUGUAGUGAAGUCAUGAACUGACCUUUGUUAGACAACCAUUGAGAACCUGGGAUCACUAGUUGGCCGUUUUGUUCCAGUAUUGGACUCCCCAAUGGCAGUGCUCAUCGGUGAUCCCACUUGUGGGAAUCGAAACCAAGACCUUCAGUCUCGUGCACGAACUCUUAGUCUCUGGGCUACUAAGCCGGGAUCCGAUGGUGUUAAUGUCUAUCUUCAAUUAAUUCAUGACGUUGCGUGACCAUGAAUCAUCAAUAAUGGGUCCCAAACAUUAAGAAUGAUACGCCUCUUCAUUAAUCUCUGGUUUUCAGUGUGUUCUUAUGUCACGGUUGAUUCGUUAACCCAUAUAUGGACAUCUACUUCUAAAUUUUAACAUAUCAGCAUUGGUACAGCAUCUCUUUAUUUAUCAACUCUCCGCUUGUACUUUCUGUAGAACACGUGAUCCAUUCUCAUUACCUGUCAAACGUUUAUGGUGUUACUUAGUUCGACAACCUGGAAUAGAUGAUAUAUUUUUACGUCAUGUAUUUCGUAAACCAUGUCUUAUACAGUCCGUUAUUACACCGAAUAUUAAAUUAACAUUAUCACCAUCACCUUCGUUAUCAUCAUCAUCAGUUGCUUUUGGAUCAUCGGAACUUAACAAUCUACCUAGUUUGAUAAAUUCUACAUCAUCGUCUAAUCUGAAAAAUGUUUCCUCUGCUGCAUUGAUUGAUAUUCAAAAAUCGUCAGGGAAGCAAACAAGAAUACAACAACAACAACAGACCCAAUCUUUAAAUCAAACUAUUUCAGGAUCUCUACUGUUUAAUGAUGCUGUUCGUCUUAUUCAUAAAGAACAUGAUCCACUUAUAGCUAUGUGUAUUAAUCAGGUAAAUUUCAUGAACUAUUUGUUGUUAGAAAUAGUUUUCUUUUAUGGUUAUGUUUGUUUCAAUUAACGGGGAUAGAUCGUUGGUUUUUCAAUAAAUUCAAUAGAAUACUCAACCUACUCAUAAGCAGUAUAUUUAAGAUGGGUAAAAGUAUCAGUGUUUGUAUGAUUGAAAACACGUUUUUGUAUAUCAUGAUCAUUAUCAAUUUUGUAUUUGUUUUGGGACUGUUCGUCGGUUAUCGAACCCAAGAAAUCUCUUUAAACAUCGUAGUUAAUCUUUUAUUUUAAGACCAUUGUUUGUCUACUUAUUUAUUGAAACACGUAAGCAGUGGUACAGAAGGGUACCAAAAAAUAUAAACACCUUACAGGUUAUCAUUCAAUUUGUGUGUGGGCUGUGAUGCUGUCCGGGCUUCAAACCGAAGCAAGUGGUUCCCUUAGGGGGGCUAAUCCUCAAGCCUUUAACUGAUAGAUCUAAUACACUAAGCAAUGGGAAACCGUUAAGGUAUGUGAUCCUAUGGAAGCCGGUGACUAACAGUAGGUUCAUAUACCAUUUGUUCCCUCAAGAUCUUGGAGGCCAUGAGCACCACUGGUUUGAAAUAGGGACUUUCCAACCACCUCUAUAGGGGUCCUCGAUUUAAGCGCUGGAACUUCGCUUUUCGUCCUCUCGAUUUCUUAAACAAUGUUAAGCAAUUGGCCUUAGUCGAUAGAAAACUGGUUAUUAGGUACGUCGGGCGAACUAAUGCUCUCUGUGGGGUCGAAACCCGCGUCAACUAACCUCAUUGUCUAUAGUGUUCCCAAUGAGAUUUUCGAGGCGCGACUGACCUAUAGGACUGAGAUACUUAUAAUUGGUGAAUCACUUAAUGGUGAUCAAUGUUAUGUUUGUUUAGGCGCUUACUGUCGACCGGGUUUUAUCGAUCGGGUUACCUACGAGUGUCAUCUAGAGCGAAGUCUAACUCUAGGCUUUCCUGUCGAUUAACUCCAAUCACCUAAUAUCAAAUAUGGAGAAGACGAUGUCGAAUCACGUAGACUUUUGGCUAUAUUACAACUUGGUCUACAGAAUUCUAUCAACGCUAAGCAGUUUGAAGAAAACAUAACAUUUGGGACUACACCGUGGUCGAUUAAUUGUUAACGAAUUUUAUUCCUAACAGGAUGGUAGAUGUACUCUAUUGAAAAAUUCAAACACUAAUAGAAUAGCUCUCUAUCCAAUGAUCCCUGGUGUAAAGUAGUUGUCUAAUUGAAGUCAGUCAGUAUAUCUUUUGACAAAACUUUUGUUUACUUUCACAAUGAAUGAUCCUGAUCAAAAGCGAAUUUCCCAAACUCAUCAUUUGAAUAACUAAUAAUGUAAUAUAAUAUGGAAUAUAUUAAAAAUCGACAUUUUACCUCAAUUAUCUUAAUGUUAUUGCAUCCUAUGUAAUCAAUAAUUGUCAUUGUAAAAUGUUGCACUCUUAUUUCUUCUGGAUACAAUAGUAAGCAACAUUGGUUAUAUUUACCUAAAAUAAUUAGUGAAAACAUCACUAUUGAAUCAGUCGAUUCAAACAACUACUGGACGUUAGCGAAAGCAUCCAGUUGAGAUCUUUUUCGUUUUCUCUAUUGUAUCGAACAAUUUUAUUAGUCAUAGAGAGAUUUUGAAACCUUUGAAGUUUAAGUCAUGAUCAUUGAUCUUAGUUAGAUUAACAUUAGAAACGUAGAAGCACUGGACGACCGUUCUAUUGUAGAACCUACCAGCAGUGUGCACUAGCAGCUCGGCAGCCGUGAAUCGAACACAAGACCUGCUCACGGGAUCGAAUAGUCUUAAUGUCUUAUUUCAAUUAAUUUACGAUAUUGCCAAGACCUAAUCAAUUGCUUGCAGUGGAUAGCUGUCUCACACCCAACUUGGUUGUAUUCAAGAUACAAAUCCUGGAGUUCUAUUGAGAAGUUAUGACCAGUGGAGUUCAACCAUGUUGUGUCUGAAACAGCUAUUCACUGCGGACAAAAUAGGUCAGCGCUGUGCAAUAUCGUAAUUUGGACUUAAAUACUGACACUUUUGGAUCCCAGGUUAGUGGUCUAGAGGCUAAACAUUAUUGUGCGAGCCGAAGAUCAUGGAUUCAAUAACCUGUUGCGUUGUCGUGUAUGCGCACUGACAAUUAGGAGUCCCAAGUUUUCAAUGGUUAUUUAACUAAAAUCGGUUUGCGAUUUAAUACGACUUAAUCAUCAUUAUCGUUGUCUUUGAGGUUCGUAGUAUUUAGAUCACACCAUUAUGAUUUGAUCAUUUGAUUGAUUAGAUAAUUAAUAACACACGAUUUAUGUCUAUUUGCAAAUGUCCUAAGUCGAAAUGGUUCCGCUGCAUUCUUAGUGACAUAAUACCAUAAGCUUUUAAGAUACAGUACAGUACAAGAUCAAUCACAUUAUAUACUUCAUAUAUGUGUUUGUGUGUAUUAAUUCAAUAAUCAAUAUAUAUAUAUAUAUAUACAGUAGCUCCCAGUGGACAAUACGACAUAUGAAAUGUAAGUUACUAGGAUCGAGUCUCGAUGUUCAUAUCUAUACUAGAAUGUAGACCCACCUGUAUGAUGAGCCCGAAGUACAACGUAUAUCCUGUAAUUUACUGCUAGCAAGAAAUCGAAUAUUCUUCACCUUGUAACGCUGUAUUGAAGCAAUCUGUUUAAGAUGGACAUACGUCAACAGAGACUAACCAUUUUCUGUCUUGAAUAUCAACAAUAAGAAACUACAAACUCUUAUUAUCUUGUACAAAUAACGUUGGCUAGAAAUCUGAAUUUAUUUAGAUAUUAUUUAUUUUAACACAGAUAUUGGUACAGGAAAUUACCAAAUACAUAUACUCCACACAAAUCUCAUUUGAUUUGUGUGAGGGCUGUGAUACUGUCCGGGUACUCAAACCGAAGCAGGUGGUUUUCAUAGGGGGUCACACCCCGAGCCUUCGACCUGAAGGUUUGAUCCACAAGGCAAUGGAGCAUCGUAAGGAGAUGCAGUCCUAUGGUAGCCGGUAACCAACGAUUGGUUCAUGUGCCAUUUGUCCCCUCAGGAUACUGGAGCCAAUGUGCACCAUUGGUUUGGAAUCAGGGUUUUCCAACUCCCCUAGGUGGACUCUCCAGACAUUCGCUUUUCGUCAUCUCAGUUUCGUAAACAACACCCGUGGUGCGAGAAGGCAAUGAGUAGGACUUCCCUGGCAGUAGCUGUAUACGCGUGGUCAUGUGAGAGCAUUUGGAGAGGGAGAGCGGACUCUCCCCACUCUCGGCCGUACCAGGGCAUUUGGGGACAAUCUGAAUAUGUUAAUCACUAUGGUGGGGCCGAUAUCCCAUGAUCUAAGGUGACAAAACUUGAAAAACAUUUUUGCAAACAAACUCCAGAUCCAAAAUGAUUUUUUUCUGAAAAACAAAUAGAAGAGUAGAAAAAGGUUAUAAAGUCGAAAAAAUCAAUUCGAUUACAUAAUCAUACAGUUGGUCCAAUCAUGAAUAUACACUACUGCGAAAACUAAUCAUCUUUAACUAAAACAAAUGCCAUCUAAGAUGAAGGCGAAAGAAAAUUGAUUCCGACUAGGUUCUAAAAUCAAUCCUUAUCAAAAUAAAUCAUGUGAAUAAAUUGCGUAGUAGUAGGAUUUUGUUGUAUCUUAAUAAUGUGCCAAGCCAAUGACGUUCGACCCGGUAUAGGCCCAGCGUCCUCACUAGUCCUUUGUUCGCCAAACCCGCCCAAUUGAGUCCCGAACGCCAAUCACGGUUUCCACUUUUAAACACACUUGGUUUAUAUACCAGUCAAGCAGGCCGCAUCAUACUAUAAAAUAAGAAAUAACAUUUGUAGAAGAUCAAGCCAAAAAAUGGCUGUGAACGUGGGAGACAAUAAUUAAUAAACUUGACAUAACUUAAGAACAGUAAGUCGUAUAAUAAUAGUCUUUAAGUUAAAAUAAAUCUUAAAAUAAAAGGAAUAUGAAUAUACAUAAUCUAGUUACUGAAUAACCAUUCAGUCUAUUAAUAGUUUACAGACGUUACCCGUAACUAAAUCUUCACUUGGAUAUAAAAAAAUUUCGUCUCGUUAAUAGAGCUAAUAAUAAUGCCACUUGAUUAUAAUAGGCAUUAAGAGAAUUAUUCUCAACGUGGUUAUGAUGGAGAAUUUGUCGUGAAUUUGGAAAGAUGACAGGCGUCAAGAUGUUACUUCUGGAGUUUUAAUGAGAAGCUGUGAUCAGCGAAGUCCAAUCCUUGUCGGAUGUGAGACAAAUAUUGACCUCAAGUAAUGGAUGACGGUUUGCUCAAGACCAUGGAUUGAUGGAAGUUAAAUAGUAACACUGAUGGAUGCCGACUCAGCGGUUUAGACGUUAAGCAUUCGCGUUUGCAACCGUGGAUACUCAUUGUUGAGGAAAAUGAAACGAGUAUCCAGUGCUUCCACGUUUUCAUUAAUGGUCUAGCUUAGGUCAACUCGUGAUUUUAACUGUGAAAAAAUGAAUUUGUUAUUAUAUGUAUAUUUUUUCCCUCAAUUAUUAGAAAAACUGAAGUGUUUAUACAUGUUUCUUUUUUCGCAUCAAGGCAGUUGUGGUAAGCUAGCUUGAAUGUUAAUUGGUUGCUUAGUUUGUUUCUCUGAAAUAAAUAAAACUAAAAGGGAAUAGAGAAAGAAGGAGGCUCUGAUAUCUAUGAUUUUCAUCUUCUUGGUUUUUGGUGUGCUAAUCGCUGUAGUCCAAAAAAAGAAAUGCUUUGUUAUUUAACUUAUUCGGGUGUUUUUUGCUCUGUUCUUAGUUAUAUAUAUUCUAUAUCCUUCAUUGUAUAUGUUUUUAACUUCGCUAUGGUUAUAUAUCAUUUAUGUUAUACAAAAAGAGUAUGCCAAAAAAUUUCUCUGAAACUCAUCAUUGUAUACAUUAAACUCUGAAGAAGUGGCUUACAUUAAGUCACGAAACGUUAGAAACACAAUUUUCCUACUUAUCGGGAUAUGACAAACAAAAAUAUGUUUAUUAUUCACCUGACUUAAAACUACUAUAUAAUUCGUCACAUUGAAUUAUCCAUUUAUUCACUUAUUAUUAUUAUGCAAUGAAUAGGUUACUGUGAUUUUUAUUAAUUCUCUAAUAGAUUGAUUGCUAUUGGUGUCUAAUUUAAGGAAUUCUUUUUUUUUAGUACCUACUGUUUACACUAACAAAUCAAAUGUUUUUAGUUUCUAAGGAUUUUGAUUUUCUCACUGUCAAUAUUUAAGGACUACGAUUGAUCAGUCUGUAAUGCCAUAUAGGUACACAUUACCAUGUUGGCUAGUGGGUCGCAGUAGAAUUCAAUACCCCGAUAGCGACUGUUCAGACUUUAAUAUUAACAAACUCUUACAUAUACAACUGUGUGAUUGAGUUCAAAAAUAGUAGCUAUCUGAAUUCAAUAGUUUAGUGGAUAAACUGUUGGUGUUUUAGGCGAAAAGUACUGAGUUCAUAUCUCAGUAUGGGGUUAUGGAGUUACAUCUUAUUAGCGAGUCCUAAAUAGGAUGAAACGCACAUCUUAAACUUCACUACUAUAGACUGUCCAACCUUAUUAUUAUUACUUAAGCACAUAAAUAUCGGUACAAAGGGGCACCAAAUACAUAUGCGCCACACAAAUCUCAUUCGAUAUGUGUGGGGGCUAUGAUACUGUCCGGGUGUCCAAACCGAAACAGGUGGUUUUCAUAGGGUGCCACACCCGGAGCCUUCGACCUAAAGGUCUAAUCCACAAGGCAGUGGAUCAAUGUCAGGAGAUGCAGUCCCAUGGUAGUCGGUGACCAACGAUUGGUUCAUACGCCAUUUGUUCCUUUAGGAUACUGGAGCUCAUGUGCACCAUUGAUUUGGGAUCAGGGUUUUCCAACUUCUCUUGGUGGAUCCCCUAUAUUCACCAACCUGGUUAUAGCACUGGAUAUUCGUUUUUCGUCCUCUCAAUUUCGUAAACACCCCUGUCGUGAGAAGGUAGUGAAUAGGACUUCCCUGUCAGUCGUUGUCCAACCUUAAGAAAUAGUGUUUUUAAUUAAUACAAAUAGUGAAUCAAAAAUACUGUAGAUGUUUGCUGUAUUCACUGAAAAUAAAUACGUUAACUAAUAAUUACAUUGUGAUUGACGAAUUCAUUUCGUUUCACUGAAUUUCCUAUUUUUUAUUAGAAAUGUAAAUUUUACUGAUGUAUUUUUACAUACCACUCUGUAUGAUGUUAGCUAGUGUAGAGGUAGGUUAGAAGAAAGAUAAAAGCGAUCUAAACAAGACAUGGAAUCAGUCUGUGAAGUUAUUGUCUAUUUAAUUGAGCCUUGUUGAUAUCUACAAACUAUCUAAUUCAAGUUCAUGCCAUUAUUAUGAAUAACAGAUGAAGACUUUCAGUGAUAUCAUUUAGAACCUUCCAAAAUGACACAGAUCCAUACUCUAUUCAAGUAUAUAGAAUAAAGCAGAGAUCAGUUCUAUGAUCGAUCUAAGUAUUCAACCACUUUAUCAUAUGUUAUGAUGACAUUAUUCCUUGUUUUGUCACAGGUUAAUUACAAUGCAAUUGCAAUCGCUACACCGAAAGAAAUUAUCGAGUUAGAUAUUGAAAAUCUUGUUCAUUUACCAUCAUGGUAUGCUGAUGAAGUUGAAUACGAUUUGGAAUUAAUGCGCAAACCCCAAUUACGUCGACACCCUGAAGGCGGGACUGAUGAUUUUAUUGUAUGUGACACAAAUCCAACAAAAGUUGGUAGUAAUGAUCAUCAAUCGGAGGCUACAACAUCAAAUAUAACAUCUUCAACAGUCACAUCCCUAUCUACUAGUGAUAGUAAUCCUAGCGGUACACAUGUGGUAAGUUUGUAAUUAUAAUGAUGCAAUAUUUCGGUGUUGCGUUUUCUGAGCUAGAUAAUCUAACUGCGGUGCUAUCAUUGUCAUUCUAAAUAACUUUGUCAGUUCCUACUUCAUUUAGAAGCGAACUUUCUAGUUAUUCAGGAAGUAUUAUAUCAGUUUGCUCCGAUGGUCUUGUUUGUAAUUGGUUUUCUUCAUUUGUUCUUCUAUUCAUAUCGAUUAUCUCUGGUCAUAUGAUUGGUUGACUUUUUCCAUUUGAGUUUACAGAUUUGGUGUAUGUCAACAAGCUCGUCGAUUCUUAGUUGAUCUGAAUGAAACAGCUGAAAAGCUCACUUCUACAUAAAGUUCGAAACGAUAAUAAGAUUUUCACAAUCCAGUCAUUUAGCUCGGAGAACCAAAUACCACUAAAACCUUUGCCUGAGCUGUAAAUCUCUAUCAUUUUAAAAUUACGCAGUUUAGUUCGGUUGUUAAAUGCUUUUGUAAACAAGGGCUAACAAUUGAAUCCAGGAUACAUCUUUUAUUUUAUACGUCUUUAUGAGUUGUCCCAGCGUAAAUGUUACCCACUCACAUACUCGUGAUUAUCGUACCCAAUGGUUAAGGACUUUGAAUGACAUGACUCAAAAUCGUCCUCAGUGGCACAGAUGCUUUGAUUUUUUAUCUUCCCUUAGAACAUGAGCCCUGAAAUCACCUUAUGUACCCCCAACUCUAGCUGAAGUUCAAAAGGCUAUAGUUAAUCUGAAACGAGGAAGGGCGGCUGUUCCAGAUGGAUUGGCUCCAGAGGUCUUUAAGGAUGGUGGUCCAAUUUUAGCGAUUAGGUUGACUAAGAUUUUAGCUAAGAUCUGGGAGUUAGACGUUAUCCCAUCUGACUGGUCACAAUCUCUUAUCGUCCCAUUAUAUAAGAGAGGGUUAAAAUCAUCAUGUGACAACCAUAGAGGGAUUAGUUUAACUAAUAUAGUAUUUAAAAUACUAGCCUCGAUAAUUAUCAGACGCCUAACUAAGACUCGUGAACUGCAAACGCGAGAGAAUUAAGCUGGCUUCAGACCUGGUCGUGGCUGCAUCGACCACAUAUUCACCAUUCGUCAGGUUCUAAAACACAAGCAUACUUAUCGGCGUCCGACAAUGGUGGUCUUUCUUAACUUAAAAGCAGCAUUUGACUCGGUAGACCGCGAGAUUCUGUGGCAGUGUCUGUCAUUGAAAGGCGUACCUCAGAAGUACAUAAACCUUAUGAAGGCUCCUUACUCGAACACUACUAGUCGAUACUGUUGAUGCUUCUCGGGGACUUAUCCUGAAAUAAAUUCAUCUCUCUGUGCUAAUGUGAUAUGGCAAUUUGAACCGACACAGAAUGAGUUAGGUUGCGUAUAAAUAACUGACUAAUAUUCGAACUCAUUUUGCCCCCUGGCUUCAAACACACCAUGCCACUAACCACACACACUAUGCCGUCAACCUAUUACAUCUACCGAAUUAUUCAAUACCCAUGAUAUCGUUUAAAUUAUUUAACCAAAAUUAUAUUUUACUAAUGGAUCAAUUAAAUUUAAGAUACUGACUGUCGAAUUUUUAGAACCGGAUAGUGGACAGCAUGUACCUUAUCUAAAGCAAAGUAAAGAUUUACUGUUAUUUAAUUACUAACACUAGAGAAUGGAGACCAUAAUUUGUGGAUUCUAAAAUGUGACAUAAAGAUUUUCAAAAAAGCAACCGACAUAAGGGAAAUCCAAACAGACUUCUUCGUGUUUCUAAAAUGUCUACUUCAUUCACUAGAGAAUUACACGUAGAAGAAAAUACACCAACCAUUGGGAGGAUAUCGAUUGAAUUCAGCGUUAAUUAUCUUCAAAAUUAAACUAAAAAGAAUUCAAUAGUUGAGAUCAUCAGCCAAUCGAAGCUAGACUACCAUGGAAAACCUGGAAGCACUAGACGGCUGUUUCGUCCUAUCGUGGGACUCUUCAAAAGUGUGCAUCCACGACCCCGCCUCAUGAUUCAGUGAAGAAAAUUUUCUUCUCGACGAAAUCAUUUUACUUAAGUUGUACAUUCAUAUUUAUAGUUGUUUGGUAAGUAUAUAUGUCUAUAGAAAGAAAGAAAAGAUUGCAUCAUGAAAUGAUUCGUAAGUUCAAAUAUUAAAAGGAGAUUGCAUAAUAAUCAAUGGGUUAGAGAAGAUUAGGUGGAUGAAAACAAUUCAUGGGUUAUAAAGGUUAUGCUAGUAACUGAUUACAAAGUAACAAUAAAAACAAAACGAGACCAAAACAUACUACAGAAGGGAAUUAAAGCCAAGGAAGGAUGAGAGGUUGGACGUAUUCCUGAAUAAAAUCUUUUAUUCAGCUAAACUUCGUAUUGUUCUCUCAAGUCGACCUACCAUUCAUGGAUAUGCUAAGGAUAAACUUCCUCUCUGGGUCAUAUCAAUAUACUUUUAUAAAUUUACUUGCUCCUGUGUAGCAGGUUACGUUGGCUGCACAGAGCAAUCACUUUACAAAUGCUUGGCUUUUAAAAGGAGAAUGUAAAAUAGUUACCAGUUUAAUACUGGAGCAUUUAAUCAACUCUGAACACAUCGCUCCAAAUGAGUCUUCCUUCAAAUCAAUCUGCUCAAUCAAAGGUAGGUCGAAUCAAAAAGCUUAUGCACUUCUAAGGCUUUGAUGAUCCACUAAUUCAAGCCUGAACGCUGCACUUUUCGUCCUCUCAAUUUCGUAAACAACAGUAAUGCCACGAGAAGGCAGUGAGCAGGAUUUCCCUGACAGUGGCUGUAUGCACGUGACCGUGUGAGAGCAUUUCGAGAGGGAGAUAGGACUCUCCUCGCCCUCAGCCGUACCAGGGCAUUUGGGUACAUUAGGCGGUUAACGUGUGUAAUUUGUAAGUUAAAGUAACAUUAAAAAUAAAAAGUAGACAGUGAGAUUGGUUGAGGUUUCCAGAAGGAUAUCUGAUGUUAUCAUACAUACUUUCUUAUCCUUUGUAAUGGAUAGAUUAUUGAUCCAUAUGUGUACUAGUCAAAGAUAUUACUUUUUUUCGAGUUAUGUUAACUUGUCAUAGAUUGGUUGAUAGUUGCUUAGGCGUGAUUAUAAUUUAUGGACGAAAUAAUGAGAUAGAGAGUCGUGGAUUUUAACGUGAAGUUCAUUCAUCCAUAUGGCCAAAUAGUCAUUUUGGCAUUGUAGCUGAUGUCAAUUCGUGAUGAUAAUUCUAACUUUAAUUCCUAAUCCCAACUUCCCACUCUAAAUCCCGAUUCUAAUUUCUCAUACCAAUUUAUAAUCCUUUUUAAACCCUAGUAGUUAGGUGAAUUUUCUCAAGGUUACUUUGGCGUUGCUUUAGUCGUCUUACCUACGCCUGUUACUCCCAAUCGAACAUAAGCCUCCGACCAACAUUCUCAAACCCACUCUGUCAUGGGCCUACUUUUCUAUUUAUAUCCAAUAAUUGUUCACUCUUCUCAUAUCGGUCUCCGUUUCUCGGUGUAGUGUUCUUUGUUCUUCCUCUUCUCCUUUGGCAUUGAAGAUUCCAAGUGAGGACUUUUCUUAUGACGCGAUUGGGUGCUUUCCUCAAUGUGUAUCCUAUCCACUUCCAGCGCUUCUUCCUGAUUUCUUCCUCCGCUGGGAUCUGGUUUGUUCUCUCCUACAGUAGGUUGUAGCUGAUAGUGUCUGACCGACGGAUCCCAAGUAUUUUGCGUCGGCAACUGUUAAUAAACACUUUUAUUUUAUGGAUGGUGACUUUCGUACUUCUCCAAGUUCCCACUCCAUACAGCAGAACUGUCUUGACAUUUGUAUUGAAAAUUCUGAAUUUGGUUUUAGUUGACAGACCGUUGUUUUGAGUUCCAAUUGUAGAUAUGCUGCCAUUGCUUUGCCUGUCCGUGCCUUCACAUCUGCAUCAGGUCCAUCGUGUUCAUCAAUGAUGCUGCCCAGAUAUGUAAAGGUUUUUACAUCUUCCAAAGCUUAUCCGUCAAGUGUGAUUCGAUUGGUGCAUGCUGUGUUGUAUCGGAGAAUCUUGCUUUUCCUUUUUUGUAUGUUGAGACCUACCAAUGCUAGGGCUGCUGCUACACUGGUCGUCUCCUGCAUUUGUUGUUGCGUGUGCGAUAGAAGAGACAGGUCGUCUAUAAAUUAUAAUUUCACCGUUUAAAUAUCCAAUAUAGAACGAGUCAAUCGUAUACACAAUAGAAUCGUUUAUUGCUUGACCUAGGAAAUUAGGCAUCCACUAAUAUUCCGAAGAAGUUGAACGGUAUUUCAAAAAUUCAAUGUAAUUAUUACGAGUUGAAUAAUAAUUGAGAUGAGUUAAAAGUUUCAGCCAGUAACCAUGAAUAGUUUAUCAGAAUAACUUCAAUCUGAUUUAUUAGUUUUUAUUGAAAUCACUUCUGAUUUGUUCGAUGUAUCAAUCUUUUUUGAAGGUACUGGAUUUGAUUCCCACUACAACACAUCAACAUUACCAUCCAGUUUUACAUCCAGUUGAUGAAUCUCAGACAAGACGAAACACAUCCGGGAUUCUACUGCCCGUUCAAUCCAACUAUUUUGAUAGACUUAUAACGAGUUGGCUAUAUGUAAACAAUAUCCACAUAUUCCAAGAAAGACUGAUUAAAACUCAGUCUUUAAUAUCAAGAACCUGAUAGGUUCAAACCUCUUCUAAUAAUGAUAUAAACAUCAUACCGAUUAAACAAGUUAUUGUUUACCCUAAACUUUUAACUCAUUGGCGUUAAAAACUCAUGGUACUGGGUUUUGUUUCCCAAUGUACAUCUAAACACUAGGAUAUAUACAGAGGUGUAAUUUUUUUCUGGCUAGCGUUUUUUGGGGUCGCUAAUCCCAUGCCCAACCCUUCUUUAUCAGGGCUUGGGACCGGCAGUAGCCCCAGAGGGGCUCCAGGGGAGCCAUACAGAGGUGUACAUUCAAAUAAUAAGUUUUGAAAAGAGCGAGGACGAAGAUUGAUGCAGUAUAUUGGCAACGUCUCUCAACGUAGACCCAAAUGAUAAGGGAUCAAGUCCGUCGAGGGGCACUGGUUGUUUAACUUUGACCACCAAUUUUGCACCAAUCUCCGUUCUUGCUCUGUUUAAGAUAAUAAAGGGAACUAUGUGUAUGAAAUAAGUUUUGAAUCGGACAAAAUACACGUACUUAAUUUCACUACUAACCACAAUUCAUCUUGCUUAUAAAAUAUACAGAUAUUGUUCUGUUUUGCAAUCUCUUUUCAUUAUUUCUUCAAAUACUUUCGUCUUUAUACAUAUGUAUAUAUACAUAUAUAUGUACAGUUUCGUAGUAUAAACCUACAUCCCCUACAUGCAAAUUUGGUCAAUCUAUCUAAACAUGCAUUGGACCGUAGCAGACGUUUAACUAGCACGAUAUUAAAACGAACUUUGCCCGCUGUUUAUAGUCUAACUUCGCAUCCAACAUUGCCAUAUUAUCUAUGUGGAACAGGUACCGGUUCAGUGCAUAUGUUCGAAUGGUCAACUCCAGUACCAGUUGUUGCUGGAUUUACAAAUACUUAUAGUUUAACAACUGCUGGUAUGUUAGGACAAUUUCCAGCUGGUUCUAGAGGUGCACGUGUAACAGCAUUACAAUUUGAUGAUAGUGGAUAUCGUUUUGGUUGUGGAGAUUCUGAAGGAAAUUUCGGUUUAUGGAAUUUAUAUUCAACUAUGCCAGGCAAAUUACCAUAUUUUCGUUGUCGUUGCCAUGCAAAAGGUUUAGCAGAUUUUUGUUUCCUUGGCUGUAGUAGUCUAAUAGCUACAGUUGGCAAUGGCGGGAUGCCUACAACAACUCCACAUAUUGUCAGUGGAAUAGAUGUCAGUGGGGCUGGUGUAGGUGGCAUUGGUAGUGGUCUUAAUUAUGGUGGCGGCAAUAGUGGUAUUGGUGGGCCAACACACUACACUUCUGCCAAUAUCAUAGGUGGUAGUAGCAGCGGCGGCGGAGGUGGUGGUAUCAGUUAUUCCGGGGGAACUGUUAAUACAGAUCAAGAUGCAUCACAUUUAACAUUAUGGGAUACUUUAUUACCAGCGAAUCGAUGUGGUGUUAUUCGUGUUCUUGACCCAGAAUUGGAUGCUCCAUGCACAUCAAUUGCUUACUGUGGAUCACUUACAAACACUAAUAGUUGGCCGUCCAAUACAAACAUUUAUUCUAGUAACAAUAUUAUAAAUUCACUGAAUAUGGGAGCUAAUUCAAAACGACUCUUCACCAAUAAUGAUAGAACCGUUAUUGUUGGUACUAAAAAUGGUGAUAUAUGUACUGUGGAUAUGCGAAAUCCAAAGGUAUUGCAUAAAUUCUCAGCUCAUGAUGCACCAAUAAGAACAUUAUGUAUUGAUUCAGCAACUGAUUGUUUAGUUACUGGUGGAGCGGAUGGAAUUGUUAAAGUAUGUUUAAUAGAUUGUUUGUUGACAUUCAACUAUCUCUUAUUGUGUGAAUUCGAUUUAAUUAUAUAAAUCCAUGAGAAAAAUGAGCUUAGUACUGUAAUCGUUUGUACUCGAAAUCAUACAGUAGACUCAAAAUAUUACCAAAUUCAGCUUUCGAUGGUGGGAUGUAAUCGAUAAGAAAUAUUGCGCUACUUGCCACAUAGCCAGGCAUAUGUGCUAUCUUGAUAGAACUGAUACCUUGCCGUGAGAUUCGGACCCACAUCAAUAUGUGUUAUAGUUACAGGCAGUACCACUGAGCUUUGUGCUCAUGGUCCUCCUGGUUUCUCAAAACCACUCCCAAACCAGUUUGCUUCUCAGUUCCAUUAAACAGUAGUAGCCUAUCAUGGUGUGCGGGACCAGGAGACGACCAUCAUUCACACACACUUUUAGUAAUACUCCAGGUCACCUUAUUAACGACCAAGCACUCUCAUAACUUGUUAAUUUUGCUUCUCUCCCCAUUAUAAACGCUUCUCCAAUGACUUUAUAUUUAUCUUCAUAUACCAUUAGUUAUCGAUAAAUACGCUUACCGGAGUCUAUGUUGCUAAUAACUGGUCAGAUAAGCUGACACCCUUCUGAACUAUCAAAAACAAAUUAACCACAUCCUAGUUCCAGAUCAUAUUGAUGAUUUGUUUGAAAACCGGUAUAAUGGAUGGUUUAUAAUUUUUUUUUCUCUCAGGUAUACUACGGUAAUGCGUUAGCAUGAUGAUGAGACUAGUCAAGUUAUAUCAGAUCCAGGAUUCACGACUCAGAAUAGAGAACCAGAUUAACACUAGAUAAUACCUUAUUCCACACAAUUAUAAGCAGUUACACUCAGUGAGUUCGCAAUAGAAAUCAAUAAGUGAGAAGGAAAUCACAUAUUUAAUAGUCAGUAGGCGAAGUGCUUGGUUGUCCACGCUCACUGCCCAAUCAUAUUUUAAUUUCAUUUACACAUGUCAAAAACCAAAACUACUAAGCACAGUGGUUUUUGCCCUACAACUAGAAACUACUUAACCAAGUUAGUAGUAUAUUACUAUUUCAUCAUUAGUAAAACAUGUCAAAUUUUUACUUAUUUAUUCUUUCAGAUAUGGAGGCUAUCUGAACGAGAAUUAUUGACUAGUUUCUGUGGUGACCUGCACCCAAGUCGUGGUGCAGCAGCGGUUGCUGCCGCCGCUCUAUUCAGAGGCAAUCAAUCAGCAGCUAUAAUUGCUGCUACUAAUCCAGGCAUUUCAGAUAUUCGUCUAUUGCCGACAGUUACAGGAGCAGCAUUGAUUCAUGUCAAUAACAGUAAUAAUACUAAUGACAGUAAUUCUACUAAAACUAAUGAUUGUUCGACAAAUCUAAAUAACCAAAUACCUAUUACACACUCUUCUCAUGAUCAGAAAUGCUCAAUAACUGCCGCAUCAACAGCUUGUCGAUUUUUAAGUUGUGGUGCUGAUGGUGGGCUACGUAUGCGUUCAUUGGUUGUUCGACCAAAACCUUCUAUAGUUUUUUAAUGGAAGAACCAGAUAGAAGAAUGAAAAACACAAAGCAUAAUAUUAUAUAAUUCAUAUUAUUUAUCUUACCUUAUUACUUAUUGAAAGCAUUCCAUACUCAUUACACUUAUACUACUUAUUGUUAUGCUUACUUAUGAUCAUACGAUUUUGGUACACUUUUCAUCUAUUUAUAUGCGAGUGUGCAUUGUUAUCCUUUAAAUUUAGCCAAAUAAACUGAAUUAUCUAUGCACCAAAUAUCAUUAUCUUAGUUAUUUUUUUAAAAAAACGCAAUUUUAUGAUGACUAAUGAUAAUAAUUAGAACAUGAAUUCUGUAUAGUAAGCUAGAAGACAACCAGGGGCUGCCUGAUCAAAACAUGGUGACGAUUUACUGACUCAAACCGAGUCGAGUUGGUGGGUACUGACUACCAGGUUAGGAUCUGCGUGAUUAUCUUAGCUAAUAAGUGGCAUGAGUCAGAGUCGCUCGCCAAAGCGCAAACUUAUAUACUCUUUACUCUUCCCUAGAUAUUGAGCUCUAAAAUACUACUUUCUAUUCUACAAUUUUGUUCUUGUUCCUUAGAUAACAUUUUUUAUGGCUAGUCUUUCAUAUUACCACUGAUGCUGCUUUCAUUUCAAAUACUCUGGUAUUUAUCUUCAUAAUUCCAUUUAACUGUGCUGAUCUAGUGUAGCAAUUCGAACCCAUCGUAUAUGUGCCAAGUUCUACGUUUCAAUUAACUAAUUGUUGAUUUUUAAGUAGAAAUAUGUAUCUGUCAUAUCUACUUCCAUUAAUCUGUGCAACCUCGGAAAAAAAACAGAUUUUCCUUUCAAUUUUCAAACUAGGGCGUCUUUCAGCAUCGAAAUGGGAGAGGCUAUUAUUAGGAAGAGACCUAGCGGUACACUAGUAACUUUGACAAUAAUGAAAUAAAUAUAAUGAUUAACUGGUUGGUAAUUAUGCUGUAUCAACCUCAAUUAAUAGAGCUUGAUGUCAGCCAUCUGAUAUUUUACAUAAUAUUGUGAUCCCAUGUAUUUGUGUUUAGAAAAAGUCUUAUUUCAACAGCUGCAAAUAGUAAAAGAUUCCUCACUAAUGUAUAUUAACCUCAUGUUUGUACUAAAAAUUAGUAUAUAAAAGCGGACAUUAAUAAGAUGAAAAGCAAAGAAUUUGGUAUCAUAACAUGAGUGACCGUAGUGAAAGACCAAACAUAAAAAAUAUACUUUAAAAGUAACAGACAAGGUUGUGGGACAGAACACCAAAAUGAAAGAUAAAGGAUGAAGGCAACUGCAUCAAAGCAAUCCGACUUCCAGUUGUGCUACUGAAAUAUACCAUAGAUAAUAAAAAAUUAGAUUUCGGAAGGCAACAGAUAUUCUACGUAUGAACAUAAACUAUAUCUAGUGUCGCUUUAUUUAUUUUAACACAUAAAUAUUGGUACAAGGAGGCACCACAUACAUAUGCGCCACACAAAUCUCAUUCGAUAGGUGUGAUGGCUGUGAUACUGCCCGGGUGCCCAGACCGAAGCAGGUGGUAAUCUUAGGAGGCCACACCCCGAGCCUUUGACCUAAAGGUCUAACCCACAAGGCAGUGGAGCAUCGUAAGGAGAUGCAGUCCCAUGGUAGCCGGUAACCAACGAUUGGUUCAUACGCCAUUUGCAACCGCAUAAUACUGGAGCCCAUGUGCACUAUUGGUUUGGGAUCCGGUUAAAGCGCCAGACAUUCGCUUUUCGUCCUCUCAUCCUCAUAAACAACACCCGUGUUGCGAGAAGGCAGUGAGUAGGACUUCCCUGGCAGAGGCUAUAUACGCGUGGCCAUGUGAGAGCAUUUCGAGAGGGAGAGCGGACUCUCCCCACUCUCGGCCAUAUCAGGGCAUUUAAUUAAUUUUAAUCCCUACAGUAUACCCAAUUUCUUAAUUUAUUUACCAAGGAAGUGUUGUUUUACCACAAUAAGAAUGUAAUUCUUCAACCAUUAAAGCAUGUAACAACGAUUCAGAAAAAUGACAAACAAGUAACAAAGUAAUCAAAAGGUGAAGACCGAUAGGGUAAUUAUAUUAUUAUAAAAGGCUUUAGGUGGUUACAGGCAGUCGACAGUAAACUCUGGACUUAGUUCUCGUGCUACAUGACACUUGCCAGCAAGCGAUACGAUGAGGUAAGAGUUAAGCCUGAUAGUUAGGCACUAAUUCUAUUGAAAUUAAUGACCUAUAGUUGCAACAUCCCUUAAUCGUUCGUUUUUUUAAUGACUUUUAAACAUGUUAAUCUUCGUAUCGAAAAUUUAACCAUUAAACCAGACCACAACAAAAACCUUUACAUCGUUUGUACAUGUGAUAAGAUCACUAAGAAAACGGCAUUCAAACUAGGUACAUACGAUGUAAAACAAACGCGAUAUAUCCGUAUUGACUAAUCAAGAUGUACAGACCAAAGUGUAGAAUGAACAUAGUUUCUCCAUGAUCUACAUCAAAGCACCAUUAAUUAAAAAAUAAUAUUAUGAAUGUCAGCCAUUGUUUUACUAUUUACGACAUCAUGGUCAGCAUAUACAUAUCAAAAUUGCGUCACAUGUAAGCUUAACAGUGAGUCAUAGAAGUGUUGACAUAAGAAUGAUACAUAGUGUGAAUUAUUCACCGGACAAAGGUAGACGCCUAAGUGGACAAUGUACAUUAGUCACUAUAUAGAAGCCCCCGAAUGCCGUGAUACGGCCAAGGGUAGGGAGAGUUAGUUCUCC